Molecule: messenger RNA, 1757 nt
Organism: Loxodonta africana (African savanna elephant)
Lineage: Eukaryota; Metazoa; Chordata; Mammalia; Proboscidea; Elephantidae
Gene: OGFOD2
Product: 2-oxoglutarate and iron dependent oxygenase domain containing 2
Exons: 7
Coding region: 589-1641 (350 amino acids)
Molecular function (GO): L-ascorbic acid binding; iron ion binding; oxidoreductase activity, acting on paired donors, with incorporation or reduction of molecular oxygen
Source: RefSeq, a predicted model, not a curated record
AGUCACCCUGGACGGAACGUUUUCGCAGAGACGCUCGCCGGGGCUGUCUGCGAAGAUGCUGGAGAAAUGGUGGCGGAAGCCCCCGGAAUAUCGGGCAGGGACCCGGGGUAAAUGCUGAACCCACGUUCAGACGCACACAACUGGAGCGCUUACAGCAGCGGGAGGGAGCGAGGUCGGACGCCCCAGGCUCCUGGCCUCCCUUCUCGUGAGAUCCGUCGAUUCUUCCGAAGCUGAGGGAGGCGACAUCCCAGUAAAAGGCCUCGGAGUCCCCAGUCCCUACCUCUCCACGUCCUGUGAACGGGACUCAGUCUACCUGUCUGUAAAGUGGAGCGCUUCAUCCCCGCCCCGCGGAUGGGGAAACUGUAAGGCAGAACGAGAGGGUCGCGUGCUCUCGGCCGAGGCCGGCGGCCCCACCGCGGCCUGGGAGGACCCUUUCCAGCGCAGACCGUUUUCGGAGGCGCUUCUUGGUUCUUUCGUGCACUCGAGAAUUUAAAACGGACCCUUGGCCGCGGCGGGGAGGGGGGGUGUUGGGGGCGUGUGCGGAAGUGGCCCUACGGAAUCCGGCAGGGCCACGCGCGGCGCGUCACCAUGGCGACGGCUGGGGCCCCGCGGCGCUUCUGCCGCUGCGCCUGUUUCUGCUCCGAGAACUUGUACGUGGCGCGCUACGGGCUGCACGUGCGCUUCCGGGGCGAGCAGCAGCUGCUCCGGGACUACGGCCCGAUCCUGCGCGACAGAGGCUGCGUCAGCCCCAAGGACUUCCAACAGCUGUUAGCAGAGCUUGAGCAGGAGGUGGAGCGGCGGCGACAGCUGGGGCAGGACUCGGCAGCCAGGAAAGCCCUCAUUGCCAGCUCGUACCGCCCGGCGCGGCCCGACAUCUACACUUUGCUGCAGGAUGCGGCUCUGGCCCCGGAGUUCCUGGCCGCGGCUGAGUACAGCGCAUCUCCAGGUGCAGACCUCAAGGGCCUUCUCCAGCGGCUGGAGACGCUGUCAGAGGAGAAGCGGAUCUACCGGGUGCCAGUGUUCACGGCGUCCUUCUGCCAGGCUCUGCUGGAGGAGCUGGAGCACUUUGAGCAGUCGGACCUGCCCAAGGGAAGACCCAACACCAUGAACAACUACGGGGUGCUUCUCCACGAGCUAGGUCUGGAUGAGCCGCUGGUGACACCACUGCGGGAGCACUUCCUGCAGCCGCUCAUGGCCCUGCUGUAUCCAGAGUACAGUGGGGGCCCACUUGACAGCCACCGUGCCUUCGUGGUCAAGUACGCACCAGGCCAAGACCGAGAGCUGGGCUGCCACUACGACAACGCCGAGCUCACCCUCAACGUGGCCCUGGGCAAGGCCUUCACAGGGGGCGCCCUGUACUUCGGGGGCCUCUUUCAGGCGCCUGCAGCCCUGAUGGAGCCCCUGGAAGUGGAACACGUGGUGGGCCAGGGUAUCCUGCACCGGGGCGGCCAGCUGCACGGGGCCCGGCCCCUGGGCACAGGCGAGCGCUGGAACCUUGUUGUGUGGCUGCGGGCCUCUGCUGUGCGCAACCGCCUCUGCCCCAUGUGCUGCCGUGAGCCCGACCUGGUGGAUGACGAAGGCUUUGGUGAUGGCUUCACUCGCGAGGAGCCCACCACCGUGGAUGUAUGCGUGCUGACUUGAGUCUGGUUUGGUCCAGCGAGUCGGGCUUGGUAUGGCUGGCAGUGGCUCUGCCCCCUUGGGCUGGGAAGACCAAAAUAAACUCUCUGCAGCCCAUGGCACUGGGUUUCACAAGAGAA